AUUUUCAAUUUUCAAAAACGUUCUGUUUUCAUUUCAUCUCAAGUCUUUUGCUAGAUUAUUAUCAAAUAUAUUGUUAUUAAUUCCUAAUUUUCAUUUCAUCUGAUGCUGUAAUCAUGGAGGCUAAAACAGAAUUACAGAAAAAUGCGAUUGCCGAAGCUCGUCGUAAAGAACUUGAAGCUUUCCAGCGAGCUCUAGAUAUACAAUGGUUGAACAGCCGUAUGGAAGACGGCAGGAUGGGCCGCUGUCUUGCGCUCAUACAGAAAGAAGCAGAAAUGGAAAAAGAUUUUCAGGAGAGAACAGACCACGCAGCAAUAGUAAACGCUAGAGCACACAAGGAAAUGGCUCUGGGCAUUGAAAUAGCUAAAGUGCGCCGUGAAGAGGCCUGUGAAUUGCUCAGGCGGCACUACUUGCGUGAACGAGAUCCAAGCCUACGAGAGCUUAGCAAGAAGUUACAUGCUGGCUAUGUGCGAAGAGAUCUGCAGCAGCAGAUCGUACACAAUCAGUAUAGAAAACUACAGGAUAAGGCAGAAGAAAACGCAGCGAACCGAAUCCUCGCGAAAUCCCUCUCCAGUGACAUAGAAGCAAGGGAAAAGGAAGAGAAGGACAAAUUAGAGAAAGACACAAAGUACCGCCUGCAGUUACAGCAGCAGUUAGUUAAUAGACAGCGGCAGAAGCAGUGCGAGUAUGAAGAAAUGCUGAUUGAAAAGAAGAUGCUAGAGGAUAUUGAAAGGACUAUAGCUGAUGAGGAUCAGAGAGAAUUACAACAGAAACGCGAACAAAUGGAGAAGUGUAGUCGAGAAAUGGUCACAUUCAAAAAGGCGCGCGAAGCGUGGAAAGAGAAACAAAAGGAAAUGCUUGUUAUAGAGGAGAGGAAUAUUGAGAAGCAAAGGAAAGACGCAUCUGAUAGGAGUUCAGCGAUUAUAGCAGAAAGAGAAAGAAAGAUGAGGGAAAGGGAUGAGCUGACUCAGAAAAUUGCUGCUAAAAUAUUAGCCGAAGAGGCAGAACGUUUAGAAAGAGAGAACAUUAUAAAGUCCCUGCAAGAACAAGAGUAUUUAGAGAAGAAUGUUCAAGAUGACAUGGCGGAGAGAAACAAAAUGGAGUUUGUGAAGAGAGACACAAGAGAAUCUCUUAUGUCACAGAUGGAGAAUAGAAAGAGACUGCAAAAAGCUGAAAAAGAAAAGGAAAUGGUUUUUAGGAAAGAGACGGAAGCAAAAAUAGCCGCCCAAGAUGAAAAAGAGAGGGAAAAAGAGAGGAAGAAGAAAGAGAAAAGCGAACAGUAUUCAAAAGAGUUGCGGAAACAGAUAGAAGCUAAUGCUAAGAGACGGCAAGCGGAACAAGAGUUGGAGGCUAAUAGAGCCAAAUAUGUAUGGGAUUGUGACGCUGCUUGGCGAAAAGAAGUAUCAGAAGAACGGAAGAAAAUUAUUAAAGAGCAUGUACCCAAAGUGCUUGGUUAUUUGCAAGCUGGAGUAUUGAAGGAAGAAGAUGUGCCACAGAUAAAAGAAGUUAUUGACCUAAAUCUGGACCUUUCUAAACCAAAACCUACACGUCGACCUAAAUGUAACGCGCAGUGUCGAAUUAUUAGAGAUUAUUAGUAAUGAAACUGUGAUAUUUUAUUGUAGUUAAAUUUUAGUGCAUGUAUACUAAUUUGCCAAAGAUGAUUAUAAAAAAUAAAUAAAUUGAUAACAGGAGAAA
Messenger RNA from Colias croceus (clouded yellow), 1692 nucleotides. RefSeq names its product meiosis-specific nuclear structural protein 1-like. Bases 114 to 1592 code for a protein of 492 amino acids. NCBI's taxonomy places the organism in Eukaryota, Metazoa, Arthropoda, Insecta, Lepidoptera, Pieridae. The record is from RefSeq and is a predicted model, not a curated record. Gene Ontology annotation, cellular component: motile cilium. Gene Ontology annotation, biological process: cilium organization. The transcript has 9 exons.